Folsomia candida is the source of this 1724-nucleotide messenger RNA. Its product is annotated as zinc finger protein 467-like. Gene Ontology annotation, biological process: regulation of transcription by RNA polymerase II. The coding region runs from base 588 to 1427 and encodes 279 amino acids. Gene Ontology annotation, molecular function: DNA-binding transcription factor activity; RNA polymerase II cis-regulatory region sequence-specific DNA binding. The record is from RefSeq and is a predicted model, not a curated record. NCBI's taxonomy places the organism in Eukaryota, Metazoa, Arthropoda, Collembola, Entomobryomorpha, Isotomidae. The transcript has 3 exons.
CUUAUUCUGUGGGUCACACUUCUCACAAAAACUGUAAAAGUAAUUGUAAGCGUAUAAUUUAUGUUCAUAUGUAUGGUCCCCGAGGGAGAAGGGCUAGUUAUUUUUAUCCAGGAAUUCGACAGUUUUUUUUACUCAUUGUUACGUACGGAUGAAAAAUGUAACCUUUUUUUGACACCACACGAACCAACAUACACAUGCCUACUUUACAUACUCAGUUACUCGGAAGCCACAUUUCAUACGUAAUGAUUAAGAAAUCCUCAUAUUUAUCACGAGUUAAAUAUUAAAUUUAUUUCUUGUUGUCAUAUGUAUAUAAUAAAUUAUUAUUUCUAGAAAUUGCUAAAAAAAUUGUGGUGUUUCAUGUAUUUAGGUCAAUCCUUUUAAAAUAUUUGAAAUAUUUGUAAAAGCACACAUCGCUUGAAUAAAUAUAAGCGAUUUUUUUCUUCCAGCUCUAAAAUUAAAUUUCUUCGAACGACUCAGUUUUAAGGGAACGCUACCAAAAAAAUUUCUACUCCACAUGGAUCUGCUCCUAGGAAAGAAAUGGGAAUGUGUCAAAUGUUCGAAAACGUUUAAAACUGAUACCUCAUUGAAUGAACACCUCGGCACUCACGAUCCCGACGUCAAGGUCAAAUGCGAGGUUUGUGGCAAGAUUUACAAAAAUCCACCCACCUUACGUUCCCACAUGUGGAAUGUCCACACCUACCGGGAACAACCAAUUUGCGAAACUUGUCACCGCUCCGAGCAAAUUACAGCGACAUAUUGGCGCUGUACACAGCACGAAGGAAAGGGCCCGUUUUCCAUGCACGUUCCCCGGGUGUGAGAAAACCUACCUAAACAAGCAUCACAUUGCGCAACACGUGCAUAAAGAACACGCCAAACAUCCGGUCCGAUUUUGGUGCACUCUUUGCGGAAGGGAGUUCAAAACGAGGACCCUUCUUGAGAGUCACAUUCCCACCCACACGACGGAGAAGCCGUACAAUUGUGCCACUUGUGGGAGGAGUUUCUCCCACAAGGGAGACAUUAAAGGUCACGAGAUGACCCAUUUAGAAAAAUCAUCCCGGCCCAUGUUAAAGUGUGACGUCUGCCCUCAUACCUUCUUGAGUAGGGCUAAUCUACAACGCCACAUCCGAGUUGUCCAUGAAAAUAGGAGGAAUUAUCCGUGCUCACUUUGUGACGUGAGGUUCUCUAGCUCAUCACAUUUGCAGGGUCACGUGCAGGCGAAGCAUGUCACGAAUAAAGAACCGACCCAUUCUUGCGACAAAUGCGAGUAUAAGAGUUACUCUAAAGGGAAUUUGGCCAGUCAUAAAAGACGGCAUAACGCAGCGAGGCAAGGAUGCUACUUCUGUAGAAAAAAAUUCAUCAUUUUCCAAGAAUUGGUGGUACAUUUUAGAGUUCAUACUUUAGAAACGUUACAGAACUUGUGUAUGUAAUGGGAAUUUUCGAGCCUUAUAAAUUUUGCGGCAUUUGUCAAAUUUUUUGUUAUAAAGCAGUGGGAUUUUAGUUAGAAAUGUAUACUAUGCAGUAAGUGGGCACAAUUGGUUAGUUAAUUAUUCGUAUUUAUUAUAUUCGAGCAAUGGGUUUCGUCGUAGACGAGUGACAAUUACUUCAUAUCAAGUUGACAUGUACUCAAUUGUUUAGAUACAUAGAAUUUUUCGCAAACUGCAAUUUUUAUGCGAAGUAACCACGUUAUGCUGAUAAUAAAUACGCAGUGUACAUAUAUACAUAAA